Messenger RNA from Rotaria socialis, 300 nucleotides. The record is from the annotation of a GenBank genome assembly. NCBI's taxonomy places the organism in Eukaryota, Metazoa, Rotifera, Eurotatoria, Philodinida, Philodinidae.
AUGAGCAUACUGACAACAUCCUCAGCUGGUGGUUCCUCUUCGUCCACUACUAAUAAAUCCACGCCACCGUCUAUUACUAGCAGAUUUGGAGCAUCCACCACCAGCAAUAACACUGUUGUGCUGUCUCAUCAUGGUCGUAGAAUUCUUCAAAAUUUUCAUCUUGUUUGGCUCGAUGCUAAUAUCGAUGAGUCGAACGAAGACUAUAAACAUUCCUUAGGACAACUAAGCUCUAUCAUGGUGCCAAUCCGCUUAUUUGCAGAUGCUGAAGAAUGUACUAGAUUCCUUAGUAAAAUGAACUAA